Molecule: messenger RNA, 2238 nt
Organism: Talaromyces rugulosus
Lineage: Eukaryota; Fungi; Ascomycota; Eurotiomycetes; Eurotiales; Trichocomaceae
Exons: 6
Biological process (GO): transmembrane transport
Cellular component (GO): membrane
Molecular function (GO): myo-inositol:proton symporter activity
Source: RefSeq, a predicted model, not a curated record
UGGCACGAAACUCCAGCUGGGGGUCAUGGUCCCAUAUCCAUGACAACCAAGGAGCUCGCCCGCGGCCGCGGCGAGAAUCUUACUGGCGAGAUCAAAAACCCCCUCGUGGGAAUCUCCAAGACUCAGCUAAUGGCUGACGUCGAGGACUUUGCCCACGAGCACCAGCUGACAGAAAUCCUGCCUCUCCUGAAAAAGGGAGCUUUGGUCGCUCAGAGCCCCAAGGAGUUUGAAAGCAUUCAGGAACUGGACGAGAGCGAACGUCAGGCUCUGCGGAUGGAGAUUACUGGUCGCUGGAAGCACCCGUUCAUUCUCUACUACACGAUCAUUCUCAAUUCCAUUGCUGCUGCCGUGCAAGGAUGGGACCAGACUGGAUCCAAUGGCGCCAAUCUGAGCUUCCAGGACGAACUUGGGAUCCCCGAUACCAAGGGCGGCCCUUGUGACAAACUCGGCCCUGGCGUUUGCGAUAGGAACCUCUGGAUUGUUGGACUCGUUAAUUCUGCACCAUACAUUGCUGUUUGGUUGUUUUCCUCCUGGAUUUCGGACCCCUUGAAUCACUGGCUUGGUCGUCGCAGCGUUAUCUUCAUCGGCGCCAUUUUCAGUCUCUUGGCUCCCAUUGGGUCUGGCACUGUUCAGACCUGGACCCAGCUGAUCGCUUGCCGUUGCUUACUUGGGGUCGGGAUGGGACUUAAGGAAGUCACGGUUCCUGUGUACUCCGCUGAGAAUGCCCCUACCAAGAUCCGUGGCGCUCUUGUGAUGUCCUGGCAAAUGUGGACUGCUUUCGGGAUUUUCUUGGGUUACAGCGCAAACCUUGCCGUUGUCAAUACAGGAAGUAUUACAUGGCGUCUGCAAUUGGGUUCGGCCUUCAUUCCUGCAGUCCCUCUCGUGUUUGGCAUCUGGUUCUGCCCGGAGUCUCCUAGAUGGCUCAUGACAAAGAAGAAACACGGCCAAGCCUACCAGUCCCUGCUGCGUUUGAGGAACACUCCGCUUCAGGCCGCGCGCGACCUUUACUACAUCCAUGCCCAGCUGGUUCAAGAGGAUGUUUUGUUGGAAGAAGCAGGGCUCCUCAAGUCUGCCAACUUUGUAACUCGGUUUAUUGAGCUUGCGACUAUUCCUCGAAACCGCCGUGCUGCUCAGGCGUCUGGUAUUGUGAUGAUUGCUCAACAAAUGUGUGGCAUUAAUAUUAUUUCCUUUUACUCUUCAACGAUCUUCUCUCAGGCCGGUGCUAGCAAUGUCGGUGCUCUUCUUGCCUCUUGGGGAUUCGGCCUUAUCAACUUCUUGUUCGCAUUUCCAGCUAUCAAGACGAUUGAUACGUUCGGUCGGCGGGGUCUUUUGCUGUUCACCUUUCCCAACAUGUGCUGGACCUUGCUAGUUGCUGGUUUUUGUUUCUGGAUCCCCAAAGAGAGCGAUGCUCAUUUGGCCUUGAUUGCCCUGUUCAUCUACUUUUUCGCCAUGUUUUACUCUGCUGGCGAAGGCCCUGUCCCUUUUACCUAUUCUGCCGAGGUUUUCCCUCUAUCUCACCGCGAGGUCGGCAUGGCAUGGGCUGUUGCAACCAACAACUUCUGGUCUUCGAUUCUCUCCCUGACUUUUCCUUACAUUCUCGACGCGUUCAGACCCCAGGGCGCAUUCGGUUUUUACGCAGCUUUGAAUCUUGUCGCAUUUGUCUUGAUUUUCUUGUUUGUGCCCGAGACCAAGCAGCGUUCGCUCGAAGAGCUGGAUUAUGUGUUUGCCAUGACCACCCGCCGCCACGCCGGUUACCAGUUGUUUGAGGUACUUCCCUGGUGGGUUAAGCGAUACAUUUUUGGACUCAAGCACGGCGAGUGUCCGGAGCUCUACAAGACUGAGUCGAGCCUUGCUAUGCGCGAUUUUUCGGCUGGCAGAGAGCGUGUAAUAACACACCCGAUCCUUCUCCAAAACGCGCAAAAAGAAAACCUCGACGCGCUCACAGCACGCACAUACCUUGGUUCCGCACUAUCCCAAUUUUUGGGCGUGCUGGGCACGGCGAUUGCACUCGACAUACUCAAAAUAGAGACUACGUCGUCGUCGUCGUCACGGUCUCGCCAGUUUUUGUGGAUUCGUGUUCCGCGCGACGACGCGGCUGGUGUGGUUGCGGCGUUGAGUUCGUGGGUUGGGCAGACUAGUACUGCUACUGAGGAAUCGGUUGCGUGGAGGGUUUGUGCAAAAGGCAAUUUUUUGGGGGCGGUUGUGCAUGGAUCUGGGGGGGGUGUUUUUGAUGGGUAG